GAGAGUUGCAGCUCAUGUGAAACCGUAAACCCGCACAGACAGUUGUUUGGAGUAAGGCGUUUCAAGGUAGGAUCUGGAAUCGGCCUAGCUUCAACAGAGAGCCAUGUUUCGAAUAAUCAAAAAUUAUCAAGCAAAACCCAAGUUCGGGCGCCUGGUGGGUCAGCGCCGCUACGAACACCACACAGCUGUGAUGGCCAUCCGGCGCGAGGACGUCAGCCCGUGGGAGAGGAGGGCACCGCUGGCCCCACGUCACGUCAAAGAGCUGACAAACGCUGGUGUGAAAGUUCUGGUCCAGCCCUCCAACCGUAGAGCCAUCCACGAGAAGUACUACAUUAAGGCUGGAGCUGUUGUCCAGGAGGAUAUUUCACAGGCUUCACUUAUAAUUGGAGUGAAGAGGCCGCCAGAAGAGAAGGUCAUCCCUAGGAAGACCUAUGCUUUUUUCUCUCACACCAUCAAAGCUCAGGAGGCAAACAUGGGGCUUCUGGAGGAAUUGCUGAAAAAGGAAGUCCGCCUCAUUGAUUACGAGAAGAUGGUAGAUGCCAACGGUUUUCGAAUUGUAGCUUUUGGUCAGUGGGCUGGUGUAGCAGGAAUGAUAAACAUUCUGCAUGGAUUGGGUCUUAGGUUCUUAGCUUUGGGCCAUCACACACCGUUUAUGCACAUUGGCAUGGCUCAUAACUACAGGAAUGUAAGCCAGGCGAUCCAAGCAGUGAGGGACUGUGGAUACGAGAUUUCCAUGGGUCUUAUGCCUAAAUCCAUUGGCCCCUUGACAUUUUGCUUCACUGGAACCGGAAAUGUCUCCAAAGGAGCUCAAGACAUCAUCAAUGAGCUUCCUGUUGAGUACGUCGAACCUCAUGAGUUGAAAGAAGUCUCGGAAAUGGGAGACAUGACCAAAGUGUAUGCAACUGUUCUGAGCCGACACCACCAUUUGAUGAGAAAAAGCGAUGGCGUGUACGAUCCCAUUGAAUAUGAGAACCACCCUGAACUGUACACUUCAAACUUCCGAACCAGCGUUGCACCUUACACAACCUGUCUGAUUAAUGGUAUCUACUGGGAUUCAAACUCACCUCGACUACUCAGGCGACUUGAUGCUCAGAGACUCAUGCGACCUUACAGACCCUCCGCAGCAAACAGGGAGGGAUCACCAGCUUUACCUCACAGGUUUUUGGCAAUCUGUGACAUAUCCGCUGAUACUGGAGGCUCUAUAGAGUUCAUGAACGAGUGCACCACAAUUGAUAAGCCUUUCUGCAUGUACGAUGCUGAUCAACACAUUGAUCAUGACAGGAAUCAGCAGUUAGUUUGUUGUGGGGUCUGGAAUCAUGAGCGCGUGGAGGGAAAUGGAAUCCUCAUGUGCUCUAUUGACAACCUUCCUGCUCAGCUUCCCAUUGAAGCCACAGAAUACUUUGGAGACAGACUCUUUCCUUAUAUUUGGGAGAUGCUGCCUUCAGAUGCUUCAAGACCUCUGGAAGAAGAGGAUUUCAGCCCUCAAGUUAGAGAUGCAGUCAUUACCUCUAAUGGAACUCUUACCCCAAAGUUUGAGUACAUCGAAAAACUUCGAGAAAGAAGGGAGAAGUCUCAGAUCAUGAAGAAGACUGGAAUGAAGCGGGUUCUGCUGCUGGGUUCAGGAUAUGUUUCAGGUCCAGUUGUUGAAUAUUUGACCCGUGAUGAAACAACACAAGUCACUGUUGCAUCUGUACUGCUGAAGCAGGCAGAAGAGCUGUCUACCAAAUACCCCAACACCAUCCCUGUGAUGCUAGAUGCCAGCAGCAAUGAGAGACAUCUUGAGUCCUUGGUCAAAGAUCACGACCUUGUCAUCAGCCUGCUACCUUACUCAUUCCAUCCGCUCAUCGCCAAACAGUGCAUCAAGAGCAAAGUGAACAUGGUCACAGCUAGCUACCUAAGUCCAGCCAUGAAAGAGCUGCAGAGCAGUGCGGAGGAAGCUGGUAUUGUUAUCGUGAAUGAGAUGGGAUUGGACCCAGGCAUAGAUCACAUGUUGGCCAUGGAGUGCAUAGACCAGGCGAAAGCUGACGGCUGCACAAUUGAGUCCUACAGCUCAUUCUGUGGUGGACUUCCUGCUCCGGAGCAUUCUGACAACCCUCUCCGCUAUAAAUUCAGCUGGAGUCCAUAUGGUGUUCUUCUCAACACCAUUAGUCCCGCUAUAUUCCUCAAAGAUAACCAGGUGGUGAGUAUCCCCUCUGGUGGCUCUCUAAUGGAUUCCUCAUCCCUGAUGGAUUUCCUCCCCGGUUUUAAUCUGGAGGGAUUUCCAAACCGGGACAGCACAAAGUAUGCUGUGCCAUAUGGCAUCCAGACAGCACAUACGCUGAUCAGAGGAACUCUGCGAUUCAAGGGCUUUUCACAGGCCAUGAGUGGCUUUCUGAAACUGGGUCUGAUCAACACAGAGCCUUGUCCAUUUCUACAAAGUGCUUCUUCUCCUAUUUCAUGGAAAGAUCUCCUUUGUCGUCAGCUGGGACUUUCCCCUUCUAUCCCUCAAGAAGCCUUUGAAGAGGCAGUAUUUAGUCACAUUGGCCAGGACCACUUCAAAAUGGAAACCUUAAGAUGGUUUGGGAUGCUUGGAGAUGACUCAGUUCCUUAUGCUGAGAGUAUUCUGGCUGCUGUUGCAAAACAUCUGGAAGCCAAACUUUCUUAUGACAAAGCUGAGCGGGACAUGGUAGUCAUGAGAAAUGAUGUGGGGAUUAGACACUCAACUGGUGAGCUGGAAACCAGACACAUCAGUCUGGUGGUUUACGGUGACCCAAACGGUUUCUCCGCUAUGGCCAAGACUGUAGGGUACCCAGCAGCCAUUGCUUCUCGUAUGGUCCUUGACGGAGAAAUCACCACUAGAGGCUUGGUGGUCCCAUUGACCAAAGAGAUCUAUAAGCCAGCCCUGGCCCGACUGAGGGAAGAAGGGCUGCACAUCAUUGCAAAGUCCACCUUGCAGGAAUAAAAUAAAAUGUCUAUUGUCUGUUUGAAAUUAUGUUAUGAUUUUAUUUCACUUCUGACUUGCACACAAGGACCCUGCACUUAUAUCUGAGACUGCACAUGAGCUGUCCCUUAGAUGUAUCCAUUCCUGAUCUUAGCCAUCUUCAUCACUCAGAACCUCAACAUCUUCAUCUCUACUACCUACAGCUCUGCAUCAGAGCCACCGUCUGUAAACCAACACCACAGCUGCUGUCACUGUCUUGUAUUACUCAACAUGUUUUCAUCAUUAAGGAGGGGUUUUCAGUGAAAAUAAACUGCAGAAUGUAGAAACUAGGUUAAAAACAAGGCAUUCCCUCGCUCUGAAAUUCCUUAAACAGAAUACUGUUAAUUUGUUUUGCUUGAAUAGACAUCUCACCAACUUGAACAAAUGGUCUGAAACCAUUUCUUGUUUUUGAAAGAAUGUUGGCAGUCAGUACAGAACUGUAGUAAAAGCUGUUCUCACUGGAAAAAUAAAAGCAGUUAUUGUAA
Oryzias latipes (Japanese medaka) is the source of this 3444-nucleotide messenger RNA. It is a transcript of the gene aass, whose product is annotated as aminoadipate-semialdehyde synthase. The record is from RefSeq and is a predicted model, not a curated record. Gene Ontology annotation, cellular component: cytoplasm. Gene Ontology annotation, molecular function: saccharopine dehydrogenase activity. NCBI's taxonomy places the organism in Eukaryota, Metazoa, Chordata, Actinopteri, Beloniformes, Adrianichthyidae.